UUGUCUCCACACUAGUAUAUAUUGUCCCACCACCACCUCAUCUCACAACUCUCUUUUCUCUCUCUCUCUCUCCCUCCCUCUGCAUGCCCUCUCUCUCUCUCUCUCUCUCUACACAUCCCUCUCACUCACACACCACACAAAAAGGAACCAUUACUAGGUGCCUUUCUAAGCAAGGGUGGAUCCAUGGAGUAUUACAUGGAUGAGAAAUGGCAGUUAUCCAAAGAAGAUAGGCCACAUUCCUCAUCCAAACCGUCUAUAUCAAGGAGCGUCUCGCAGCAUAGCUCCUCCAAGUCAUCGCUGCAGAAGAGCUUCUCGACAAAGAACCCCUUCAAUCUCUCCCGUAGCACCUCUCAGAAGAGCACCUCCUCGAAAUCCUCCCUCCCCAGAAGCUCAUCGCAGAGGUGUUCAGGCUUCACGCGCAAGUGCACCAACUUGGCCAAAGAACAGAAGGCCAAAUUCUACAUUGUCAAGCGCUGCAUCACCAUGCUCGUCAGCUGGAAAAAGAACGGCGAUUCUUGAUCAGAAAACACCCUCUUGUCGUCGUUGCUGGAUUGAGAAAUAAAAAUGUAAUUCUUGUUUUGAUCAACGCAUCUCUCUAUGCGCGAGAUGGAUCUUGGGCUCGUUUCUGAACCUGAAGAAGUUUUCCUGCCAUCCCAGAUGAGAGAAAGAGAGAUAAGCGAAAAAUUUCUCAGAUCCUCAAUGUAACUAGAGUUCCAUGUUGUAAGAUGUAAGAUAAAUUUUAAAUUUCAUUGCAGACACAAAUAUUAAACAAGUUAUCAUC
Molecule: messenger RNA, 781 nt
Organism: Salvia hispanica
Lineage: Eukaryota; Viridiplantae; Streptophyta; Magnoliopsida; Lamiales; Lamiaceae
Gene: RTFL2
Product: ROTUNDIFOLIA like 2
Biological process (GO): negative regulation of cell population proliferation
Source: RefSeq, a predicted model, not a curated record